GGACCCACCGCCCGUAGCCCAGCAAGUCGGAAGCCCACUACCGCAGCGCCGCCCCCCAAAAUUUCGCCGUCUCACUCCACGCCGUCCUCCGCCGCCGCCAUCCUGCCGUGGCCGGCCACAUGUGGGAGCGCGGCAGGCUACCCCGCAAGCCGCGCCAGUCCCCAAUCGUCGUGCCGCCGCCGCCGUCUCCGCCGCCUCCGCCCCGGCUCCUCGCCUUCCUCCUCCCUAGAUCCCUCCUCGCCCUCGCCGCCCGCGGCAUGCCGUCGCGGCGCCCGUCUCCCCUGCUGCUGCUCCUACUCGCGCUCGCGCUCGCCUUCAUCUUCCUCCUCCUCUCCCCGUCCUCGCCGUCCGCCUCCCACCUCUCCAGCUCCCUCGCCGCCGCCGCCGCCUCCUCCGUUUCCACUUCCGCGUCAUCUUCCCCCACCCCCGUCAAGAUCUACAUGUACGACCUGCCCGCCAAGUUCACCUAUGGCGUCGUCCGCAGCUACAUGGCCGCGCGCGCCCGCGCGGGGCCGGCGGGCGCGGCCUCGGCGAUGCCCGACGACGAGCUGCGGUACCCGGGGCACCAGCACUCGGCGGAGUGGUGGCUCUUCAAGGACCUCAGACGCCGGGGGCCGCGCGACCACCCUGUGGCCCGCGUGGACGAUCCGGCCGAGGCUGACCUCUUCUACGUGCCCUUCUUCUCCUCCCUCAGCCUCGUCGUCAACCCCAUCCGCCCCUCGACGGCCGCCGCCAAUGCGUCCAACGUGGCGGAGCCCCUGUACAGCGACGAGUCUAUGCAGGAUGAGCUGUUGGAGUGGUUGGAGCGGCAGCCGUACUGGCGACGGCACCGGGGGAGGGAUCACGUGUUCAUCUGCCAGGAUCCGAACGCGCUCUACAGUGUGGUGGAUCGGAUCAGCAAUGCGGUGCUCCUGGUCUCCGACUUCGGGCGGUUGCGUAGUGAGCAGGCAUCUCUCAUCAAGGAUGUUAUCCUGCCCUACUCUCACCGCAUCAACUCCUUCCAAGGUGAUGUAGGGGUCGACAGCAGAUCCUCACUACUAUUCUUCAUGGGGAACCGGUACCGAAAGGAGGGUGGGAAGGUGCGUGAUACACUGUUUCAAGUUCUUGAAAACGAGGCAGAUGUAAUCAUAAAACAUGGAACCCAAUCAAGGGAGAGUAGGCGUAUGGCUACACGGGGAAUGCAUUCAUCCAAAUUUUGCCUUCAUCCUGCUGGUGAUACUCCUUCAGCAUGCAGACUGUUUGAUGCACUUGUCAGUUUAUGUGUUCCUGUUAUAGUCAGUGAUUAUGUUGAAUUACCAUUUGAAGAUGUUAUAGAUUACAGUGACAUAUCAAUAUUUGUUGAGACAAGCAAGGCUGUGCAGCCUGGAUACUUAACUUCAUUACUUCGUGGAAUCAGUUCACAGAGGAUUAUAGAGUACCAGAGAGAAAUAAAAAAGGUAAAACAUUACUUUGAGUAUGAAGAUCCGAAUGGACCAGUGAAUGAGAUAUGGCGUCAAGUUUCUUUGAAGGCACCAUUGAUCACGCUGUUGAUUCACCGAGAUAAACGCCUAGUUGAAAGAGGUCCCAAUGGAACAAAUUGCUCGUGCAUCUGUUCGACCCCGAAGGAACUGUUAAGUAAAUAAGAUGAUUUCGCAUCCUGGACGAACCCAAAUUUUGUGGACGACCCUUCUGAUUGAGGACAUGACCUAAAUUUUGGCGGAUGCUGAGCUCUGUAAUUAUGUACAGCGAAGAUCCUAACAAUUGUUUUGAACGCUAAGCGCCCAUUUCCUGCUGAUUUUCUUCAAUUUUCAGUAGAUAUUAGAAUGUUGUCAACAAAAUAGAACACCACUGGUGCCACUGGCUAAAGAGGAGUAUAUCAGGGAGUAUUAUUUCUUUUGUAUGUAUGUGAGAUAUAUAUCCUUCUUUUGAAAUGGAGCUGGGGGAACUAAUAUAUACAUUCAUGCAAGCAAGACAAACAAGAGAGCCAGCUUAUAGAGCGUCCUGGAGAGGUGCGAGGCCUAGUAUAUUU
This is a messenger RNA of Oryza brachyantha (malo sina), 2008 nucleotides long. Its product is annotated as probable arabinosyltransferase ARAD1. NCBI's taxonomy places the organism in Eukaryota, Viridiplantae, Streptophyta, Magnoliopsida, Poales, Poaceae. The record is from RefSeq and is a predicted model, not a curated record. The coding region runs from base 120 to 1622 and encodes 500 amino acids. The transcript is spliced from 3 exons. Gene Ontology annotation, molecular function: glycosyltransferase activity.